This is a messenger RNA of Vitis riparia (riverbank grape), 1889 nucleotides long. RefSeq names its product protein NRT1/ PTR FAMILY 5.10-like. The transcript is spliced from 4 exons. Gene Ontology annotation, biological process: dipeptide transport; transmembrane transport. The record is from RefSeq and is a predicted model, not a curated record. NCBI's taxonomy places the organism in Eukaryota, Viridiplantae, Streptophyta, Magnoliopsida, Vitales, Vitaceae. Gene Ontology annotation, cellular component: membrane. Gene Ontology annotation, molecular function: dipeptide transmembrane transporter activity; tripeptide transmembrane transporter activity. The coding region runs from base 110 to 1831 and encodes 573 amino acids.
GACAAGCAAACAUGACAUCCCCAAAAGUAGACUGGAGCUAGUGUAAAGAAAGAGGUAAAAGCAAAAUAAAGAGAGAAACUCUCCUAUCUAGCUUGCAUUUUCCACAAACAUGGCCGCUAAUGGCAUGGUUGAUGGCCCUGAAUCUCCACUCCUGGAAGACACCGUCGCCGGAGCCGUCGACUACAGAGGCCUUCCGGCCAAACGCUCCACCUCUGGUGGUUGGAGCUCCUCAUAUUUCAUCAUAGGUACUGAAGUGGCGGAGAGAUCAGCCUAUUUUGGCAUAGAGGCGAACCUCGUAAACUAUUUCACUGGGCCACUAGGACAGUCCACGGCCAUGGCUGCCAAGAACGUAAACACUUGGUUCGGCAUCACCACUUUACUGCCAUUAGUAGGAGCCUUUGUUGCAGAUUCCUAUAUGGGUCGAUAUCGCACCAUUCUCAUCGCUUCUCUUCUCUACAUCCUGGGACUGGGCUUGCUAACUAUGUCUGCAGUGCUUUCCUCGCAAAACCCUUCUGAAUGCCAAAGUACUCAGAAAAUCAUGUCGUGUCCCCCUCCUCAGUUUCAAGUAAUUUUACUUUUUCUCUCUCUAUAUCUAGUUGCACUUGCAGAAGGUGGGCACAAGCCCUGCACCCAGGCUUUUGGGGCUGAUCAAUUUGAUGGACGAGAUUCGGAGGAGCGCAAAGCAAAAAGCUCCUACUUCAACUGGUUAAAUUUUUGUGCAGGCAUCAGUCUUUCGGUAAGUAUGCUAACGUUGAGUUACAUUCAAGACCAGCUUAACUGGGUUCUUGGAUUUGGAAUCCCCUGCAUUCUGAUGGUGGUGGCGCUACUCCUUUUCUUGCUUGGAACUAAUACUUAUCGGUACAGUGUCAAAAGAGAAGAUAAGAACCAAUUUGUUAGAAUCAGUAAGGUGUUUGUUGAAGCAGCUAGGAAUUGGAAACUAAACCCAUCAUCAGAAAAAGCAAAUGAAGAGGGAGCUCAAGGAACCCUGUCUCACCAAUGCUCUCCCGAAUUCAAGUUUCUUAACAAGGCCUUGCUAGAGACAAAAUUUUCGGCGGAAGAUGGAAAGGCGUGUAGUGUCAAUGAAGUUGAAGAAGCUAAGGCAGUUCUGAGGCUGUUUCCCAUAUGGUCUACUUGUUUGAUUUAUGCUAUGGUGCUUGCCCAGUCAUCGACUUUCUUUACUGAGCAAGGAAUGACUAUGGAUAGAUCAAUUGGGUCGGGUUUUGACAUACCAUCUUCUUCGCUUAAGUCCUUUCUCACAAUCACCAUGGUUCUCUUCAUUCCCAUAUAUGACCUUGUCUUUGUUCCCAUUGCAACUGUUUUCAGCAGGAAACCAUCUGGCAUAACAAUGCUUCAGAGAAUCGGAAUAGGGAUGUUUCUAUCCGCUAUUUCCAUAGCAAUUGCGGCUCUGGUAGAGAUGAAACGACUCAAGAUAGCUCAGGAGCAUGGCCUGGUUGAUAUGCCAAAUGCCACCGUUCCAAUGGGCGUAUGGUGGUUAGUUCCCCAAUACGUCUUAUUUGGACUUUGCAAUGUGUUCACCACAAUUGGUCUUCAAGAGUUCUUCUAUGAUCAAGUCCCAAAUGAAUUGAGAAGUAUUGGUGUCUCCCUCUACCUCAGCAUCAUAGGUGUAGGGAGCUUUCUGAGCAGCUUUCUUAUCUAUUUGAUUGAGAAAGCAACUGGUGGAGAUGGCCAAGAUGGCUGGUUCAAUGAUAACCUCAAUAAGGCACAUCUUGAUUACUUUUAUUGGCUACUUUCUGGACUCAAUGCAGUAGGAUUGGCUAUGUACAUGCAUUUUGCAAAAUCUUAUAUUUAUAAUAGAAGGGGUGUACCAUGACUAUGCAAUUCAUUUUAUUACUAUUGCCCUAAUUGUUGUAACAAUAUCCUUUUGAAGA